Molecule: messenger RNA, 3290 nt
Organism: Paramacrobiotus metropolitanus
Lineage: Eukaryota; Metazoa; Tardigrada; Eutardigrada; Parachela; Macrobiotidae
Product: E3 ubiquitin-protein ligase Bre1-like
Exons: 14
Coding region: 194-3043 (949 amino acids)
Cellular component (GO): nucleus; HULC complex
Molecular function (GO): metal ion binding; ubiquitin protein ligase activity
Source: RefSeq, a predicted model, not a curated record
UUUUCACCCAUUUCGGUAAUAUCAAUUUUAAGUGUUAGGGUUCGGACCACUUCGGUACUAAUUUUUGUUGAAAACAUCAUAAAUUUAAGACUCCAGUUUGGGGUCUAAACUGAAGUUAAGGUUGGAUGCGGACAGCUAACGCAGCCAUAUUUCAGAAGAUUUUGAUUAUCCGCGAUCGUUCACGUUUAGCAGAAUGGCCAGCAAGUCAUCGCAAGGCAGUUCUCCUGCAUCUCCUACCCCCGUGGAGAAUGAGGCAUCUACACCAAAAUCCUUGAAGAAGUCUGAUCCAGCAUCUUCGAAGUCCGCUCGAGGAGCGAAAGUCUUUCGCGAGACAUACCAGAUUGGUCCCUCGUCAUCUCUGGAAGAAAUGGAGCCUAAAGUUUUACGCUUUCAAAAUCGGAAACUUGCGGAAAGGCUUGAGCAUUACCAGACGGUGACAGAGGAACUGCGCAAUCGGAAUGAACAGCUGCAGCAGCGUCUGGCGUCAACAGAUUCGGAAAUCUUCAUCAUCAAUCGUCAUAUGAAAUCCCUGGAUGAGAAUGCGCGUCUUUUGGUGAAGAAUUUCGAAGAUGAGCACCUAAAAGAUUCGGAAGCUGCCGAGAAUCCCUUGAGUCCCGUAGAAUCCUUCGUGACGCAGUUGUCAACUCUGGACGAGGAGGAACUGGAUAAGACGAUGGCCGGACGAGUACAGGAGACGCGCAAUCUCAUUUCCAAAUUGGUACAGGUCUAUGCAACGGUGUGGAAUCAGUCGCGCUCUGCCAUGGAAAAGCUGAAAAACGCAGAGAAUGUCGAGGAACCUGCAAAAAGCGCUAUGGAGCAGAUGAUGAAAAAGAAUGAAAAACUGGAGAAGCAACAAUUAAUCCUUCAGGAAAAACACACAGCUUUCUCCCUGGAAAGUUCCAAAUUGAAAGAUCGCAUUACGGAAUUAGAAACGGAACGGGAUGAACUAAACAAUCGUAAGGCUGAUUUGUCUUGGUCGCUGGAUAAAGAGCAGACAAGAAGGGAGAAAGCGGAAAAUAUGGUUGUCGAGCUGCGCCAGAAAGUCAUUGCACUGGAGACGCAGCUGGGGACAAAAAAGAAAGAAGGCACAUACGUGGAAGUGGCUGCCACCGAUGCGAACUUGUCCCAGUCCAAGAUGGGGGAAAUGGUAACAGAACUGGAAAACUUGAAAACCUUGUCGGCUAAUCGAUUACAGGAAAUUGAUAAAAUCCACGCAGAAAAAGCGGAUUUGAAAUCUACAAUUGAUCGGAUGAAAAUCCAGAUAUCCAGCCCUCCCGAUGACCUGGUUAUCAAUAGCGCUAAAUAUAAAUCCCUUCAGACCAGCUUUUCGGUAAUCUUCGUCGAGCAUGAAAAGUUAAAAGAGCACUAUAAAAUUGCACGAGAAGCGGUGACGACGAUCCGUAACAGCUACCUGCAACAGCUGAAAGAAGCUCAGAAACAUGAAGAAGAUGGAAGCCAAAUGUUUCAAUCCUUCUUAAGCAAUUUACAAACUGCUACCAAUGCGGCUAAAGUGGAUUAUCAAAGAUUAAAAAUUGAAUUUGAGCAGGAGCGUGCCAGCCGCGAAACUAGCGGGACAAAUAAGGAUUACGAUAAACUGUUCAAAUCAAUGAUGCAGCAUAAUAAUUCCAUGCAGAGUGAGGUGCUGCGGUUGCGGAAACGGAUUCAGUCAAUGCAGGCGGAAUUGGCAAAGACACAACCUCGUGACGCGGCUCGGCCGAGCACUAAGAUCUCUACACCUGAAAAGCGUGGUUUCGAUGGUGAGCCAAAAGGGCAAGAACCGGGUAGCGCCGACACAGUUGGAUCCUUGCGGCACACAUCUACCGGAUCUCAGGAUUCAGUCAAUUCCCCGGAUAGCCGGGGUGAUUCGCAGACGAUUAAAGAUCUGCGCAAACAGCUUCGAGACAAAACCAAGGAAUACGAUGAACUGAAGCUGUUGUAUGAUAUAACCAAGCAGUCCGGUAAAACUACCCGCGAACUGGUGGAAGUGAUGGUGUCCGAAAGGCGCUUAAAGGACGAAAAUGCUGAACUGCGCAAGCUGGCGGCUGGUGCGGACGAGAAGAUCCAUGCGGCGGAGUCCGGUUACAAGACCCUGGUGGAUACCGUGGAUAACUUCCGCUCGCGAAACCGGCAGCUGGAAGAAAAGGUGCAUGAGCUGGAAAGAGAAAAAGAGAAGGAGAGAAGUGAAAAAGCGCGCGGUGGUCCCGAUGAAGAAUUGCAGCGGAAAGUGAAAUUUUUGGAAGAUUCCCUGGCGUCGUGUAAGAAGGCCCUCCAGAGUCAUAAAAUUGAAGAGGAAGCAAUGAUGAGCGAAAUGGAAAUCACCGGGCAGGCUCUGGAAGAUUUGCAGAAUCAAAAUAAACAGUUGAUUGAUCAACUAAAGGAAAAGGACAACACUAACCUAAAAUGGAUGUCUGAUAAUAUUCGGAAUAACCAAAUUAUCAAGACCUUGAAAGACGAGAAGAUUGCCCAGGAAAUGCGCUUUCGCACCGCUGUGGAGACCAUACAGAAGUACGAAAAGCAGAUGAUAUUGGCGGAAGAACGGAUAAAAGCAAUCGAAGACGCCAACACAACACUCGAAGAGGACCGCAAAACGUGUGAUUAUAUGAUAGAGAGCUGGAAACGAAAGGCACACGAUCAGACGAAAGAAGCGAAUGAUCUGCGAUUGAAACUGGAACAGUUGGAAAAGGAAGUUGAGUUUGCACGCACAGUCCAUGCUGACCGGAUCAAGUCGCACGAAGGCGAUGUGUAUAAAACCAAACGGCUCACGGAAGAGAAUGCGGAGCUGAAAAGGCGGCUAGAGCGAGCCAAAUUAGUCGAAAUAACAGGCUCAAGUGAGGAAAUAUUAAAAGAAGAUUUACGCGAAUACAAGGAUCUCCUGAACUGCCCGUCGUGUAAAUGUGCUCGCAAGGAUACCGUUUUGACGAAAUGCUUCCAUGUUUUCUGUAAUUCUUGCAUAUCGAAACGCUAUGAAACCCGCCAAAGACGUUGUCCGCAGUGCGGAACAUCCUUUGGAGCAAAUGAUUAUCGGCGUCUGUACCUUGCUUGAAUCGCAACUAUGGUGCAAAUUUUCCUUUUUUUAUGGACUUCAGUUAUAAUCUCGAUAUUGUUCUUGGUGUCACUCCUUAAUUUAUUGAUUCGCGAUACGAAUAACAUAUUUUGGUUACGGUAUCGUCGUCAGACAUUAAAAUGAACACAGCACACGUGACUGAACCCGUUGCUGUUCUAAUUUUCUCUGUAAAAUAUGCCAAAAAAAUCGGAAUUAAAUAAAAGCAUCGCAAUAAUGCAAACUUAUG